This is a messenger RNA of Fomitiporia mediterranea MF3/22, 1140 nucleotides long. RefSeq names its product kinase-like protein. NCBI's taxonomy places the organism in Eukaryota, Fungi, Basidiomycota, Agaricomycetes, Hymenochaetales, Hymenochaetaceae. The coding region runs from base 1 to 1140 and encodes 379 amino acids. Gene Ontology annotation, molecular function: protein kinase activity; ATP binding. The transcript has 9 exons. The record is from RefSeq and is a predicted model, not a curated record. Gene Ontology annotation, biological process: protein phosphorylation.
AUGCCAGGUGAUACAUUGACCAAUCUGGAACGUUUGGAGCUGUAUGAAGGAGACACUCCAGAGCCUGGUUGGACUGAUAAGAUACAACACUUUAUCUUAAAGCGCUUUCUUGGUAGUGGGGCGCAUAGUGGCACAAUGGAAAUUGAGAGGCCUGACAUUAAGAAUAAGGAUGGUCAACCUACACACUUUGCAGUAAAGAUCAUCCCAAGACCACGAAGAUCUGAGGAUUACACUGGUACUGCUAACAAGAAGUUGGUUGAGGCAGUCAGGCACGAAGCUGGAAUCAUGAGAGAGCUCAGUCAUCCACACAUUCUCAAAUGCUACGGUGCAUUUGAAAAUGAGUUCAACUUAGUUAUUAUAUUGGACGUUGCUGAAGGCGACGACUUAUCCUAUCGACUCAGUGAGCAACAAUGCUUUUUGGGAAAGGAAACUAAACAUUAUAUUAGAUUUCAGAAACAAAGUGGUGCUCCUCAAGCAGGCUUGGAAAGAAAAGAGAUAUUGGUCGUAGGUGACUUUGGACUUGCAAUUAAACUUGACAAGGCAUCAGAAACAGAAGAGAAACUCGAAGGGACGAAAGGAUAUAUAGCUCCGGAACGAUUCAAUAGAGUGCUUACAACAAAGGCGGAUAUGUGGUCUGUAGGCAAUAUUACAUAUAAAUUUCUACUAGGAACGGAUAUCUACCGUCAUAUUGUAGAUCUUUACAGUAUUACAUAUAAUGAGAAGAAGGAUAGAGCAGGAAAAGCUAUUGGAAGGACUUUGACAAAUGAGAGAGUUGAGAGUGUACUCGAGAAAUAUUGCUCUGGCUAUGUAUCUGAUCUUGGGAUUGAUUUUCUUCGACGUUGUCUGGAGGUUAAUCCGGAUCAAAGAAUGUCUGCAGAACAGGCAUUGCAUCAUCAGUGGCUGGAACAAGCGAUCCCAGAUGGGAAAACACACACAACUCAGUCCACCAAUGUUAAUACUGUCUCAAACGAACCAGACUUGCCUUCUAAAAAUAAAUCAGAGGAUGGAAAAGAUAAAGUGUGGUUUGGCAAGUUUAUUACCAAACAUCGUGAGAGUUUUCGAAGCCGCAAGUCAAGAACAUCAUCGGAGAAAUCAGAACACGAGAGUGAAUCGCGUCUGCUUGUCGGCUUAGACACGUAG